GUCAGAUGCAGAUGUCAGUGUCAGUUUGCUGUUCCAGUCUGUUUUUGUCUGCUUGAGUUAUUUUCUAGAUAAAAUUAAUAACUGUAAAAAAUUGAUUUAUGUUUCUCUAGUGUGUAUGAAAUAUUCCAGUUAAAUCAAUUUAGUAAAACUUGGAUAAUAUAAUAAUUUUAAUUUGUUUGUAAACGUCGUUCGCAAAUGUCAACUCAAUAGAAUGGUUUCCUGUCGUAUGUGAUAAUGAAAAUAUAACUGAUAAGAUUACUUUUUUCGUGUAUUUGGAAGUUCUGAAGACCAAAAAUGUCCGGCUUUGACGAUAAUCCAUUUGGAGAACCUACGAUAGAUAAUCCUUUCGCAGAUCCUUCUGUUCAGCAAGUUGCAAGAAAUGCCAAUGCACAGAUUAGAGUUGAUGAUUACAAUCCUUUUGAUAAUGAAGCAGCACCAACUCAAAAAACCUAUGCUCAACCAAAUAAUGGGCCUGCAAUUAUGCAGCCCACUGAGGAGCCUCCUGCAUAUACAAGAAGUGGGCAACAAAUUCAAACACCAAAGCCAGCCUUAAAUACAGAAGAAUUACAGAGAAGGCAAGAAGAAUUGGAACGUAAAGAACAAGAACUUGCCAGGAGAGAAGAAGAAAUGAGACAGUCCUCCUAUAAUGUAAGACGCAAUAAUUGGCCACCUUUGCCUGAGCAGUGCUGUUUCCAGCCAUGUUUUUAUCAAGAUAUACAAGUUGACAUACCUUUAGAGUUUCAAAAAAUUGUCAGACACUUGUAUUAUCUAUGGAUUUUUCAUGGAAUUGUUAUGCUAGCUAAUAUCCUUGGAGGAAUCUUGACACAGAAUUUCACAGUUAUUGGUGUAGGGAUCUUGUAUACCUUGUUAUUUACACCAUUUUCAUAUUUAUGCUGGUUUAGACCUGCUUACAAAGCAUUCCGUUCUGAUUCAUCUUUUAAUUUUAUGGUAUUCUUCUUUAUUUUCUUUUUCCAAUUUGUUGUAACUACUAUACAUGCUGUAGGUAUACCUGGCUCUGGUACAAUAGGAAUUAUCAUGGCCAUUUCUACAUUUAAAGGCACUUCAUGGACUAUAUUCUGUGGAAUAAUUGCUUUGAUAAUAGCCUUUGGAUUUAUGUUCGCUGCAGUAGCAGAUAUUUUUAUGAUUUCUAAAAUUCACAGAAUGUAUCGCAGUACUGGAGCAAGCUUUUCCAAAGCCCAACAAGAAUUUACAGAUGUUGUACUACGUAACCAACAUGUUAGAAGUGCUGCAAGUAACGUCGCAGCUGCUGCAGUUCAAUCACAAUUUUCCCAAAAUAACACUACUACUAACAACAGAUAUUAAAUAAUUUAUAGCCUAAUAUUUAUAAACUAUUCACAUUCAGUAUUCAUUAUUUUCGUAAUUCUUUAUUAUUUUAAACAAAAAGUUAACUAAAAAUCUUCUGAAAUUUAUUAAAAUUGAUGCUUUAUAAUUUUAAUGUUCAUUUCUAGAGUUGUAGUAAGAUCACUUUACUCGAUCUUCGGUCUUGUGAAAAUUGUCUCAGAAUUAAUUUAAAGAUAACAAUUUGUAGGUACUCAGAUUUGGCCUGCAGUACAGAAAUAAAUAUUAAAUAUUUUUGAGGCAGUACUGACAACACGGCCGCCUAGGUUAUAUGACAGUUAAAUGUGAUGAGUCGUGAGAUCAUAGUAGGCUAGGUAUGUGCUAUAUGUACAUCCAGACAUCGAUUUUAGGUUGUAUAUAAUAAGUAGUAAAUAUUUACUGCGUUAUCUGUGGCUAUGUAAAAAAAAUAUCAUAUGGUUUUGAAAAAGUUAUUCAAACAAUAUUGGAGCUCUUUCGUUCUAUUUUUUUUUAUUAAUAGUAAAAUUAUAAAAACAGUAUGGAGUAUAUAAUUCAAGGAAAAUAAUAUAAUUCAUACAAUAAUCUGCUGUCAUUUACAAAUUAUCCCUCCAUGCUAGAAAGUUCAUAUUAAUAAAAUUCUUGUAGUUUUUGUAUUUUUUUCUUUAGUAUUUUACUAAUUUAUAAUCUUGCUGUUUGUCUAUGGCAUUAGGAAAAUGUAUUUUUCUUAUAGUUUGAGUUAGUUUACAACUUUCUUACCUGGCUGUGAUGUCUUAUGCUAAUGAUUAUUUAGUUCUUUGAGUAAAAAAAAACAAUUAUAUGUUAAGUUUGCCUCUGCUAAAAAUAAAUUCUAAAAUCAAUGUAAAUCAUUCAAACAGUGCCUGUUUCAUAACAAUACUUUUAAGUUGUAAGGAGGUACUAAGCAUAGAAUUAAGUCUCGCCUUUGAAGCAGUAAGUUUAUAAUCUUCUGUAAAUAAUAUCUUUACUGGAAUUUAUAAAAAAAUAGCUCUAAUCAGAAUAUUUCCUCAAUUUCUAUAUAUAGAUUUGUGCUUUUAAAAUCUAUGAGGUUCUUAAUAAACUGUUCCUUUUUCGAGGCCAUAUGAUCUGUUGUUGUUUAUGUUAAGUUUUUUAUUUGACUAAAUCGUUAAUUUACUAAAAAUACGAAUUAUUCGGUUUCUUCUAAUGUUUGGGCCAAUUUAUACUCUUGUACUUAAGGUCUUUCACUAUUAUUUUUAUUCUUUUAAUAACAAAAUAUAUUGAACUAUUUUUACUUAAGUUUGCCGAGCUAUACAUAUGCAUACUGUAAGAUUAUUGUAUGGUAUAUCAUUAUCUAAAUAAAAAUCCAAAUAAGA
Molecule: messenger RNA, 2666 nt
Organism: Sitophilus oryzae (rice weevil)
Lineage: Eukaryota; Metazoa; Arthropoda; Insecta; Coleoptera; Curculionidae
Gene: Scamp
Product: secretory carrier-associated membrane protein 1
Exons: 7
Coding region: 295-1323 (342 amino acids)
Biological process (GO): protein transport
Cellular component (GO): trans-Golgi network membrane; recycling endosome membrane
Source: RefSeq, a predicted model, not a curated record